Molecule: messenger RNA, 2997 nt
Organism: Dreissena polymorpha
Lineage: Eukaryota; Metazoa; Mollusca; Bivalvia; Myida; Dreissenidae
Product: MFS-type transporter SLC18B1-like
Exons: 4
Coding region: 123-506 (127 amino acids)
Source: RefSeq, a predicted model, not a curated record
UAUUUCAGGGCUGGUGUGAGAUCUUAUCAGGGAUAGGACUGUUGUCGGGACCAUCUAUAGGCGGCGUUCUAUACGGGCUAGGCGGGUUCACACUUCCGUUCGUCUCUGUCGGCGGCCUAGGAAUGCCGUGCAUCCCACUGGUGGCGUAUGCAGUACCCUCCUCGACGUCAGAUUGUCAGACGCUUUUGAAAGAGGCGAACAAGAAGAGCCUUACGAGGGAUCUCAUGUGUCAGACGAGGGCUCUCCUGAUCUGCCUCACAGUGGUUUGCAGCAUCGCCGUGUGGUCAAUACUUGACCCAAUCCUUGAGCCCUUCCUCAGAAAACUGCCACCGGAAAUGAUCGGCGUGAUUUUUCUCGUCAUGGCGACAACGUACGCCGCGUCUUCGCCGCUUUGGGGAUGGCUGUCUGAUAAAGUUGUGAGCAAUAAAGAUAAGACUUAUACGGUCUGUGUUAAUUACUGUACGCAGCUGACAACCAAACAUAGUACCCUACUUCAGGGCAGAUAAAUACGACAUGUAAUGAGCAAACUUUAUGAGUUUUUUGUCAAAGUACUGCGGAUGUGGUUGGUCUGUUUGGAAUGUCUAUUUGUUUGAUUGUUAAGAGGGCUUGUUAAGAAAAUUGUUUUUGGUUACGAGUACUAAAUGGACAUACUUAUUCCAAUACAUAAUAUGUGCAUAAGUUGAAUCAGAGGUAUGGGGGAACGCGGUAGAAAGCAAUACUUGUUGGUAUAGAUCGCCAACAAUAACCUGCUGCAUGCGAACUCUAAUAGCAUAUCUGAUACUCUUGUUAUUUGUCUUAAAUUCAUUCUGUUUUGUUCGUGCACAAGCCUUAGGAAUUUACAAUCUCCAUAAUCGCAAUUUAGUCAGUUAUCGCUUUUGGCCUGGGGCGUAGUCCCAUGGCCAUAGCAAUGAUACCAAUUUCUGAGCCUAUCCAAAUUGGCUGGCUGCCAAAAACCAAAUUCCCAAAACUCCGAUUUACCACUUAAUUCAUGCGCAAUAAAAGUAGUUAUUCGCAGAUCUCAAUAACCCGCCUUGUAAAUACAGAACAUCGCUAUAUAACAUGACAGUGUCAUAAAAAGUGUAAAAAAAAUAUUAAAAUAUUAGUUGUUAAAAUUAUCGUUCUUUCUUAGUUUGUUUCUUGCACUAUUUAUUGUUGACGUUUUGAGCCAAUUUAAUGCGCAUUGAUACGUAAAAAGUUACUUUCCGGUGACAGAUUGUAAACAAACCAAACGAAAGCCAAUUCGGUAUCUCAGAUCGCUGUAAUCGUGGUAUAAAUAGUAAGUUUCAAUUCAAAUUUAUGUUUAAAACUGCUUUUCAUUUGAUUGUUACAUCUAUAUCGUUAUUUUAUUGAUGUUUGAACUUGACCUCGUGAGUUGUCACAUAAUUUCGCGACCCGGAAAUAUUUGUCAUUAAAAGUUUAGACAUUCUUCGGAGUGAGUUGUGCUUUUAAAACUGUAUUCAGCAUGAUUUUAUUGGUAUUGUACAUAUAUUCUGUUGUAGAAAGACAUUUUUAAAUUUUCUAGCUUGUAUUUAUGUGUGCUUUUCCUGUAAAUAUUGAUUGAAAUUCUUCAGUUACCUUCACACUAGAAUAUCAGCUUCUGAAAACUUUAGAACAGCAAUGUUAACAGCAUUUUGCAAGCCAGUUUAGUAUAAAAUUCUUAAAUCUUCAAAUGAUAAAAAAGAGUAUUAUUUUGAACCAUUUGUUGCGUUUCCAUUAUAGCACCGUGUAAGAGCGUUGUGAUUUGUCAUUGCUCAGUGUUGUGUUGUCCAGUUUCAGUGUUCAGUGAUUAAGUUUAGUGGCUGUGUUGUUUAGUGAAUUAUUGUGUUGAUACAUUAUGCCCGUAUUUGUUUAUAGAUUUUUAUGCCCCCGGUAGGGUGGCCUAUAGCAGUUGAACUGUCCGUCAGUCAGUCAGUAUGUCAGUCUGUCCGUCCGUCCGAACACUUUUAUGGUCAUAACUUUUAAUAUUUCAAUUUUCAAUAUUUAACAUAGCAACUUGAUAUUUGGCAUGCAUGUGCAUCUCAUGGAGCUGCACAUUUUGAGUGGUGAAAGGUGAAGGUGAAGGUCAUCCUUCAAGGUCAACUGUCUAAUAUAUGGCGUCAGUCCGUCCGUCCGAAAACUUUAACAUUGGCCAUAACUUUUUCACUAUUGAUGAUAGCAACUUGAUAUUUGGCAUGCACGUGUAUCUCCUGGAGCUGAACAUUUUGAGUGGUGAAAGGUGAAGGUCAAUGUCAUCCUUCAAGGUCAAAUGUCUAAUAUAUGGCGUCUGUCCGUCCGUCCGAAAACUUUAACAUUGGCCAUAACUUGUUCACUAUUGAUGAUAGCAACUUGAUAUUUGGCAUGCAUGUGUAUCUCUUGGAGCUGAACAUUUUGAGUGGUAAAAUGUGAAGGUCAAGGUCAUUCUUCAAGGUCAAAUGUCAAAUAUUCCGUCCGUCCGAAAACUUUAACAUUUGGCCAUAACUUUUUAAAUAUUGAAGAUAGCGACUUGAUAAUGGUCAUGCAUGUGUAUCUCCUGGAGCUGAACAUUUUGAGUGGUGGAAGGUGAAAAUCAAGGUCAUACUUCAAGGUCAAAUGUCAAAUAUUCCGUCCGUCCACAAACUUUAACAUUGGCCAUAACUUUUUAAAUAUUGACGAUAGCAACUUGAUAUUUGGCAUGCAUGUGUAUCUCAUGGAGCUGCACAUUUUGAGUGGUGAAAGGUCAAGGUCAUCCUUCAAGCUCAAGGUCAAAGGUCAAAUUUUGCAAUAUUGAAGGUAGCAACUAGAUAUUUAAAAAUGCAUGCGUAUCUCAUGGAGCUGCACAUUUUUGAGUGGUGAAAGGUCAAGGCCAUCCUUCAAGGUCAAAGGUUGAAUAGAUGGCUUCAAAGCGGCGAAAUAGGGGGCAUUGUGUUUCCGACAAACACAUCUCUUGUUGUAUUAUAAACCAGUUAGCAUUUGUAAAUUUGAUCACAUUCAACCGUUUCUGAUAAAACAGUGAAAUUAAAUUACUCACAUUUUAUUUAA